Priceomyces carsonii is the source of this 1626-nucleotide messenger RNA. Its product is annotated as Zn(II)2Cys6 transcription factor. Gene Ontology annotation, cellular component: nucleus. The record is from RefSeq and is a predicted model, not a curated record. Lineage: Eukaryota; Fungi; Ascomycota; Pichiomycetes; Serinales; Debaryomycetaceae. The coding region runs from base 1 to 1626 and encodes 541 amino acids. Gene Ontology annotation, molecular function: zinc ion binding; DNA-binding transcription factor activity, RNA polymerase II-specific; transcription cis-regulatory region binding. The transcript has a single exon. Gene Ontology annotation, biological process: positive regulation of transcription by RNA polymerase II.
AUGGGUAGCUUAGACUAUAAGAAGUAUCAGAAAAUCCUUCAAAUUAAGUCUGGCAAUAAAUUGGUUCAGAAAUCAUUAAAAACAUCGAAGCGUACUUUCACGGGUUGUCUUAAUUGCAAAAGGAAAAAGAAAAAAUGUGAUGAAACCAAGCCAAUAUGCAAGAGCUGCUCUAAGAGAGAUCUAGAGUGUACCUGGCCCUGUUUAGAUAAAUUGCAUAGUAAGACAACUAGAUGUAAGAAUCAAGCUAUUCAGGAAAAGGGAGACGAAAUUAGCUUGGUAAGGACAGUUGAAAAGCAUCCUGAUUCAAUAGGGGGUGGUAUCAAUGAUAGAAAUGGAAAGACACAACCUGGCAUUUCAUUUAAUUUCAACCUGGAUUCUUUCAGUUCCUGGAUCCCAGGUGUCUCUCUUUCUAAAGAAGAUGCCCAAUUUUAUCAUACUUUUGUUGUUCGAUUAGUUCCAUCGCUACCUCAACCGUUAACGAACUUCCACAUUUCGAAUAAUGAUAUUUACAUUCCUCUUGCUGCAAUGUCUGAGACAGGUAGGGAAGUCAUAAUAGCGAUGGGAGCGGUCAUCAUGGCUUUUGAUAACGAUUUCUAUUCAGAGGUUGCUCGUAGAAAAUAUUUAAGGGCAAUUGGGUCAUUUUUAAAACGACUAAAGGACGGAAACUUUGAUGGCACAGAAGACUGGUUAUUUAUGGAGGUACAGCUUUUACAAACGUUAUGCCUAAGAGAUAAAUUACAGGGAUUUAAUGCCACAAGAUGCGCACAGCACCUUUUGGUGGCUAAGAAAAUUAUCGAAAAGAGAUUUCUAAAGCUGAUAAAAGAGGAUGAGCAUGAACUGGUAUUUUAUUUGCAGCUGCUGCAAAAUGGUGAGCGAGACUUUCUAAAAAAGAUAUCACACUUAAUUCAAUUCUCUCCUAUUGACGGCGUUUUGAUAGAAAAUUUCAUAUUCAAUUAUGCCAUUACAAUUUUACUUUGUCAUAAAGAUCAGCUUGAAGCCUUGGUACCUGAUCCUUUCAAUUUCUUCACAAGGUUUAAUAUUCCUGAUUCAUGCGAGGUAGAUGGUUCUAAGGAAAUUGUGGAUGCUUAUUUUUUUGCCUUUGAGCUUGCUAGUAAAUGCUCCUGGAUUUGUCGCUUAAAAUUACCAUUAGACGACGAGAACCAAGGGAGGUGUUCAAGUUUGUUACUAAGAGCCUCAUUUGAGUUAUCGAAGACUGAAAAGUCUCAUGACCUACUCACAAAUGACUCUAAGAGAAGACAUUUAACGAUAAUCGAAUUAGUACUAAGAACUUCUAUUAUUCUACUAAAGAAAAUUUUAGAUCCCAUUGGUAUUAGAGCCACAGGUUUUUAUGAUGAAAUAAAUCAUUUGAUUGAAAUAAUCCAAAGACCUUAUAACCAGAAUUUAGUAUUACCUUGCUGGUCACUUUUAAUUGCCGGGAGUGCAUCCUCCACAGCUCUUCAAAGACAAUUUUUCAAAUCGGAGCUUGAAGUAUUGGUUCAUUCGUUAAGUUCAAAUACUGUUUUGCUGAUUCUUAAUUUUUUGGAAGCAAUAUGGAAUAGUGACUUUUGCGAUAAUGCCUUUGAAUUUAUUUUUUAUACAGAGGCAAUGAACUUGAUAUGCACUUAA